AUGCAGAAGAAACCGAUAGAAAAUAAAUCUGAAAGUUCAAUUGAAGCUGUCAGAGAAACGCUGUGGCAUGCCUCUGAUAAGAUUGGGAAGUGUUGUGCAAUGUCGCAAAGCACUGAAACAAAACAUUACAAGGUUGCUCCUGUCUUGAUCGGGAACAGACUUUACUCCCUGAAUGUCGUCCUUGUCCACAUUUCGGGAGGUCCUUGGCGGAUCCGAAUUUCGACUGAAAGCGAUCCAAGUGUCUUGUUUAUUGGGGAGCACAAAAUGCUCGAUGAGCAGUGGUCAACUCUUUUUGAGCAGCUCUCUUCAUCGGUUGCAGAGGACGGAUUGAUACCUUUGCGGGUCGAUAUCGACACCGAAAAUGUCUUCUUGGUGUGUCAUGCGAAUGGGACGGUGCGAAAGCUACCACUCCGAGCACCCACUGAGCGUGAGCUUAAUCUCCAUCUUGUUGCAGUCUUGGCCGCAGAGAAAGCUGCACAUGCUGAAGAGCGGAGAAAACGCGAGGAGCUUUAUGGAAAACUCCUUGCAACCGAGGCAGAACUUGCUAAUGUGAAACAGCGUGCAGUUUGGCAAGAAAAAGAAAUGGAGUUGCUGCGACUGCUUCUGCGAUCUCCUUCCGGACCCACGCUAACGUCUGAUAAGUCCAAAAAUUGUUUACCCUAUAAAUCUGCAAGGUCGCAUGCUUGUUCAGCUGAUGUAACUGGCAUAUCCAAGGACGAUUCAUGUGGCGUUUCAGAUCAAGAUAAUGUUGAUGCCGACUCAAAACAUAGUUACGCGGACAAUUUGAAGCAUGAAGCAACAUCGAGUACGGCAUCACCUGCUACCUCGUCUUCUCCGGUUGAGCAGCCACAACAGAACUUACUUCUCGGGAUCGCUCAGUAUAUACUGUGUCAACUCUGUCCCGAGCAGACUCCUGAUCUUAAAGUUAUGGAAGAUCAUUUCUUGAGGACGCACGUCAACAAGGAGAAACGAAACUGUGAGGCUUGUCCGUCGGAAGAUCAGCCUGAUCUCAUUCAGCACAUGAGGAGGCAUACAAACAGGAUCUACGCCUGCGAAUACUGCGGUAAACGUGGCCGACGAAACUACUUGAAGGCGCACAUCAGAACUCACACCGGCGAGAAGCCUUUUAGUUGCGAAACUUGCGGGAGAAGUUUUGCUGACGGAAGCACGUUGCGUCGACAUCGCCUGGUACACUCCGGAGAAAAGAAGCACAACUGUCCUAUCUGUGGCCGAGGAAUCGCCCGUAAGGACAAUGUCAAAACACACAUUCGCAGUCAUGGAGUGCAUUGCUAAUGCUUCUCCUAUUUUUUAUUUUCUUUGAUCAGUUCCGCUUUCUAAUAAGUCAUUUAGCUUGUCAUGUUAUUUAAAAGGGUCACAUUUUCCCAGAUGAGAUCGUUUAGAUAAUCCUUAGCUUUUUUCAAGUAAGUAUUUGUACGUAUUAUAUUUAAAACGCUCAAAGGGUAUUGCAUCCCAGAGUAAGAGGUUCAUGUAGGUUUGUGAACUAUCAGUCUCUACAGGUAUUCUUUUUGAGUGUUACCUCUAGGUUCCAGGGUUGGAAGCUAGUACAUAUCCAAGAUCUUUGUCGCCAUUGUAGAAAUUGUGGAUAGGCACGUUUGAGCAAUAACCAAGUCGUUGGGCAUCCGUCAAUCGAUGUAUUCUAUUUUUGCAAGCUUUUUCGUUCAAUUGUCUUAGGUCGAUAAACAGAGAAUAUAGUGCUUAGUCUUUCCUUCAAACACGUAGAUGCGUUGAGAAUAAAUUU
Messenger RNA from Cylicocyclus nassatus, 1759 nucleotides. Lineage: Eukaryota; Metazoa; Nematoda; Chromadorea; Rhabditida; Strongylidae. The record is from the annotation of a GenBank genome assembly.